This is a messenger RNA of Rotaria sp. Silwood2, 1662 nucleotides long. The record is from the annotation of a GenBank genome assembly. NCBI's taxonomy places the organism in Eukaryota, Metazoa, Rotifera, Eurotatoria, Philodinida, Philodinidae.
AUGGCAUACAGUAAUACAUCUGAUUCAGAUGUAACUGAAACUUUUACAGAUUCUGAAUUAGAGAAUGAAAUAGGUACUGGUUCUGUUGCCGACUCUGAUAAUGAAUCAGAUAGUCGAGACGAAGAACAAAAUAAAGAAGAAUUUUUCGAAGAGCUAAGAUGGAAAGAAGAGUGGUUCGAACUAAAAACAUUUACAUUUGACUCAAGUGAAUCUGGUAUUAGUUCAUAUAUACCAAAAAAUGAUGAAAAUAGACCAGUAGACUAUUUUCGUUUGAUAUUUGACCAUACUCUGAUGCAAAAAAUUGUUCAAGAGACAAAUAAAUAUAAUUUCUAUACAAUACGACAUGAAAAAUUACCUGAACGAUACCAAAAAGCAAUUGAUGCUACUGAACACGAAAUGUAUACAUUUUUUGCACUUUAUAUGCUAAUGGCUCAUACCAAAAAAAGCCGAAUAAAAGACUACUGGUCUACUGAUCCUUUGAUUGCCACACCUAUGUUUGCAGAUAUCAUGAGUAGAGACAGAUUUCAUUUACUCUUACGAUUUCUACACUUCAAUGACAAUGAAUAUCAACCAUCUGAUGAUAAACUACAUAAAAUCAAACCCAUAAUCAUUCAUUUACGUGAAAGAUUCAGAAAAAUUUUAGUUCCUUAUCAAGAUUUAUGUAUUGAUGAAAGCUUGAUGUUGUAUAAAGGCCGACUUAGUUUCAAACAAUACACUCCAUCUAAAAGGCGCAGAUUUGGAAUCAAAAUAUACUUUAUAUGUGAUGUUCAUACUGGGAUUAUCUUAGACUUCAUUAUUUACACUGGAGCCAUCACUGAUAUAAUCAAAUUUCCAGAUGUCGGAAUUUUUGGUUCAAUUGUUAUGACUCUGAUGCAAUCUUACUUAGAUAAAGGUCAUAAUUUAUUCUUAGAUAGUUGGUUCACAAGUCCUAUACUUUUUGAGACGUUACAUGCUAGGUCAACUGGCGCAUGUGGUCCUGUAAGAGUAAAUAGAGUGGGUUUACCACAGUUCGAAAAUAAAAUUAGUAGUGGUCAACAAGUUUAUAAAAGUACAGAUAACAUGCUGGCACUGAAAUGGUAUGAUAAAAGGGAAGUUACAAUACUAUCUACUAUUCAUCAACCUCAAAUGAGAUUUACAGGAAAAAAUAAUCCAAAAACUAAACAACCUAUUCGAAAACCAAUUUCGAUAAUCGAUUAUAAUUCUAAAAGCGGAGAAAUUGACAAAGUUUACAUGCAAACUAGUUUUGUUGAAUGUAUAAGAAAAUCUGUCAAAUGGUAUAGGAAAUUAUUUUUUCAUAUGCUUGAUUUAUUAGUUUUCAACACAUAUUUGCUUUACAAAAUGAAAGCCGGGGAAAGACCUCAAUCAGUAGACUUUCAUUUACAACUUAUACAUGAAAUUUUACAAACUUAUCAUACUCCAAAACCAACAAUUGGACGAUCUGUACAUGGCUGUAAACCAACUAGACUUACUGGUAGACAUUUUCCUACUCUUGUGCCUCAAACAACUGAAAGAAAAAAUCCUCAAAGAAAAUGCUUUGUUUGUGCAAAUACUAAUAGAAAACCUAGAACGAGAACAGAUUCACGUUAUAUGUGUAAAGACUGUGACGUGGGUCUUUGCGUAGUUAAUUGCUUUGAAGAAUUUCAUACUUUGGUAAAUUUUUAG